UCGAUUCGAUGCAAACAAUUAAAACACCAGAAUGGCACAUUCAAGGCAGAGGAUUUACGUGUUGUAGUAUCUCUUUUCACUGCGGUUGUGUUGUUUAGCUGCCACCUAGUGGCUGUUUUGAGCAACUAUAUCAGCAAAACGCCGUCUUUCUGUAUCCGGGUCAGCGGACAGUGAUGGCGGCCUCCAUGAAAACGGCAGCCGGCAUGAGCAAUAUGCUGCAAUUCAUGAAAUUUAUCGGACAGCUCAAAAGGGUCCCACGGACCGGCUGGGUGUACAGGAACGUGAAGAAACCAGAGAGCGUAUCGGACCACAUGUACCGCAUGGCCAUGAUGUCUCUGACCAUCACAGACCCCAAGGUGAACAAAGACAGAUGUAUAAAGCUGGCUCUGGUUCAUGAUAUGGCAGAGUGCAUUGUGGGAGAUAUAGCUCCAACAGACAACAUCAGUAAAGCAGAGAAACACAGGCGAGAAGAGGAGGCGAUGAAACAUCUAUCAGCUCUUCUGCCGGAGGGACUCAAACAGGAGAUUUAUGGACUCUGGGAGGAAUAUGAAACCCAGAGCAGUCCAGAGGCCAAAUUGGUGAAAGAGUUUGACCUCCUGGAGAUGAUCCUGCAGGCUCACGAGUAUGAGGAGCUGGAGGGAACGCCGGGAAGACUGCAAGAGUUCUUUGACUCCACCAACGGCCGUUUCCACCACCCGCACGCGCUGCAGCUCCUCAGCUCUUUGAAUGAAGAGAGAGGACGUCACAUGACUAAAACAGAUGAAGCAAAGAAUUGUGGGAACUCGCAGACGACUGGUGCGGCAUCUUCACACACCUCCUGACUGUAAUACACACAACUCCUUAGUGGAGGGACUGUAACACAAGAUGUGCGCCACAGGAUCGGUGGGAAACUGAGUUGCAACCGUCUUCUACAUCUUCUCCUGUUUAAGGCAUUUUGCUGCAGUAGAACUGAGGGUGAUGGCACACGGAUGUCUGCUAUGUGCACGCAGCUGUUUUGGCUCAUUGGUUUGAUAUGUACUGUCCUGGAAAGUAAAGUAUCACUAGCUAUGAUAAAUACAUUCUGAUGCAAAAACUGCCAGAUAAUAAAUAUAUAUAUAUAUAAAUAUAUAUAUAUAUAUAUAAAUAUAAAAGCAAUGACUCGUCAAAAUGUAAUGAAAUGUCGUCACAAAUGAGUUGAAAAUGUAUUAAAACCCAAAUAAUUUCCCAGAUAGUGUUGUUACAUUACAGGCUUUACAUGUAACCUCCCUUAAGGUUACGCUCUGUUGAACUGCUAAUGUGGAGAGAAACUGUUAAACUAUGCAAACAUGGUUUUAUUCAAAUGUAUUGACAAAUACAUUUUAACAUGUUAUUAUACACACAUCUGGAAUAUAUUACUGUAUAUGGUUAUCCUUUAAAAGUGUUAUUGGUACUGAACCUUCAAAAAAAGUGUAGUCAUUUUCUGAUGCGGUCUCACAUUAUACAGAAUAUGUUCGUAACCACAGCAAACUCAAGAAUUAAGUUUUGCUAACUGAGGAGAAAACAGCGGUCAGAUGUCGAUAAAUCCAUUUGUUGCGUAGAACUUCAGUUUCACAUUAUUACUUUGUUUUAUCUCUGUGUUUUCAGCCACAGUUCUCAGUAUCUAUUGUAAAAACAGUCAUGAUAUUUAGUUGAAAUGCUUUUUAAUAUCAGCCAUAAAGUUAUUUUUAAUGGUGUGUAAGUAAUUGCGUGAAUACAGAUGAAUAUGUUAAUGUCACAUCUUGGGCGUUAUGUUUCGGUAAAAACUUUUGCAAAAGU
Cottoperca gobio is the source of this 1773-nucleotide messenger RNA. RefSeq names its product HD domain containing 2 (gene hddc2). Gene Ontology annotation, molecular function: 5'-deoxynucleotidase activity. The coding region runs from base 174 to 821 and encodes 215 amino acids. The record is from RefSeq and is a predicted model, not a curated record. NCBI's taxonomy places the organism in Eukaryota, Metazoa, Chordata, Actinopteri, Perciformes, Bovichtidae. Gene Ontology annotation, cellular component: cytoplasm. The transcript is spliced from 6 exons.